AUGAAGUUCUCUGUGAGCUUUGCGCUAUCUUUACUGCUACUAUCUUCCAAUGUAGCGUCGCGAAAUAUCCCUCCUACCACGGACCUUGUCGCUUCUGGAGAGUUGGAGCAUCCUGAAACCUGGGCUACUUUUGCACAGGGCCCUAAGCAUGCUGUCAACUUAGAGAAGCGUAAGGGCGGAAGCAGCGGCGGCGGCGGAGGGCGGGGCGGAGGCGGACGUUCCGGAGGAGGUAGUAAAGGCGGAGGUAAAGGCGGAGGACGCGGAGGGCGGCCACGCCCUGGCGGAAGUAGCGGAUCUCCUCCAAGGCCAGCCAACUCUGGUGGUACGUCUCCCUAUGGAUCAGGCACUCCUCGCAGCUUCGGUGGAUUUUACGGCGGAGGAGCUAGAGUGCCGUUCGCUGCCGGGGGCCGAACACCUCUAGGCCGUAGCCCAUCUUUCCUCCCUCUAGCUGCUCUCGCAUUCUUCCCUGGGCUUUGGCUCUAUGGCGUCUACGCCUAUCACCACUCCGACCCCUAUAUAUGGUACAAUAGAACCGCAAUGAGGGACCAGCUGUUCCCGGUUACCUGUCUAUGCCAGCAGUACUCUGUCUGCGGAUGCGAAGACAACAAUAACAACACUUAUAUCGACACGUUGCUGAAUAAAUCGGAUCCAAACAACAUCACAAGCGCCUCCUCAAUCGUUAGAAUUGCAGAGGCAAACGGUACGAUGUCCAUUUUCAUCAACGGUACAUUGGCAAAUGGAACAACUGCGCCGGAUGACAACCCAAAACAGUCCAUGGCACCUCCAAGGGUGCUUAGAAUCAGCGGCUACUGGCCCAUGGUUUUUAUGGUCCUUUCCGCUGUCCUCUUACUAUAG
Messenger RNA from Nannizzia gypsea CBS 118893, 855 nucleotides. RefSeq lists its product as hypothetical. The transcript has 2 exons. Lineage: Eukaryota; Fungi; Ascomycota; Eurotiomycetes; Onygenales; Arthrodermataceae. The record is from RefSeq and is a predicted model, not a curated record. The coding region runs from base 1 to 855 and encodes 284 amino acids.